AUGUCGUUGCAAGUUUGUUGUCUUUUUCUUCUCGGAUUCUUUUCCAAUUUUGAAAGUCUAGAAAAAGAAGCCGCAGGAUACAAAGCGGGCUCCAAUUAAAAAAGUAGGACGGAGAAAAAAAGGAAGUGAGUUGUGUGGAGAAAGAGGAAAACAAAAUAAGGAGCUUAGAUGAAAUCGAGAGGAAGAGAUCAACUGAUAACCUGAGAAAGAUGAGCGACAGCGACGGACACGGCGACGAGGAUGAGAGGAAGUUUCCGUUCAGCAAGCCAGUCGAGUUCCCGAGGAAGGUCGAACCAACGCCAGAGCAAAAAGUCGUUUUUGAGAAGUUUGUCAACGUAAGAACCGAGCCAAAACGUCAAGAAAAAUCAGAAAUUCCGUUCAGAGUAUAGUGAAAACCGGCGUAGAAGGUCUUCUGGCCCAGUACCAGUCGGUCAGAGCCUACAUUCCGCCGAAUAUGAAAAGAGACGCCUUCGACGCGAAUCCAUCCAAAAACCGAUACAAAGGUUUCCAUUUGGAGUUCAAGAAGUGAGAAGGAUCUUGAAGACGUCGUCUGCAAUGGAGAAACCCGGGUGGUUCUGAAGGAUGGCCGGGAAGGCGACUACAUCCACGCCAACUUCGUCAAAGGCCUUCUCAAGCCCUUCUACUUGACACAAGUUUGUUCUGGGAGAAAAUUGUAGAACAAUAUGACUUGAAAAAAAGUCGGAAUAUAUGGUAGAAAAGAAUAGAAAAACUGAAUUUUCCCUUGAAUUUUUUUUUUUUUGAAAAGCCUCCCACAGGGAAGGUCAUUUUACUUUGCGGUUGGGAACUUCCUGAAAAUUGACCAGAUCACUUCUUGAUGUACUAGAAGGAGAUUCUGAAAGUCUCAACCAGCACAACUUCCUAGUUCUUAAGAAAUAGGAGUCUAAAGUCCCAAAAUAGCUCAUUUUGAGCGUUUUCUUCGAACUUGUAGCGUCUUUUUUCGAAAAAGUAGAGAGUUGUGCAGGUUGAGGCUUUCAGAAUCCUCUGGUACUUCAAGGAGUGUUCUAGCCAAUUUCAGGAAAAUCCCAACCGCAAAUUAAAAUGAGUUUCCUGGUCAGCUAUCAUUUCCAACCGCAGCGCGACCGCGACGCGCCUAGCCAUUACAUCACAGCUUUUGAAGAUAAUAUAUAAUUGUCUAGUGCAUUAGAAGAUCGGCUUUGUUACGAUUUUGAAAUCAUUUCAUUAAAAGUGAUAUUACCCCUCGAUUUUCUUCUCAUUUGGCUUUUUUUCGUUCCCUCACUCUUUCCAAGCCAUUCUUCGCAGGGUCCAACUCCAACGACGACACUCGACUUCUGGAGAAUGAUCCUACAGGAAAAUAUCAAGAUUAUCUGCAUGUUGUGCGAAGUUUAACUAAAAAAGCUUUUUGAUAAGAAAUCUCUGAAUAUUCAGACCAUGGAGUACGGCAGAGAGAAGUGCCAUCAAUACUGGCCUGCAACGGAUAACGUCGUUUUAGAAUUUGGAGGUUUACUGGGGAGCAAGAGAACGAUGGCGACCUGAAGAGACGCCAGACAGUGAGAGGGUUUCCAAUUGUCUGGCAUCUCUUCGGGCCGCUGCUGAUCUUUCGAUUUCGCUCAAUCUCUUUGCUCAUUUUCAUGUGAGACUAUGGUCCGAUGCAGAUGUAGCUUUUCACGGUUAUCUUGAAUAUGAGCUUGAAAAAUGAAAAGCAGGUCUGUGAAAAAAGUUAUGAGCGAUCAAAUUGGAACGGAAGGUCUAAUAAAGUUUGAAAAUAUCUUGCAAACUAGCUUGGGAAAAUUAAAUAAUCGAAAUAAUCAACUUCGAUUUUGAACCCUAUUGGUCAUCUCUGAACAUCCAAAAUGAGCUUAUCAAAAAUUUUCCACAACCUUACGACUGUGAGCAUAACUUGGAAGUUUUUGAGAACAGAUCCGAGUUUAACUCAAAAAGCUGCAUCUACAACAAAGUUAGACCAACUUCAAAUAUCUGCUGUGACCAACUUAUAGUCAUUUUUAAGCUCCCAUCCAUUUGACGGAGCCCAAUCUUCAACUACAACCUGUUUAGGGAUCUCAAUCAGGAACCUGAGACUGGAGAAAGAGUUUGAGAACGGAAUGAACAGGUCGCUCCUCGAGAUCGACUCAGAGGGGAUCAAGUCGUACGUCUGGCACCUGCACUGCAAGAGUUGGCCCGACAAGACGGUGCCCCUCUCGAAUAUGAGCAUUCUCCGAGUCCUGCACUAUCUGCGCGCCAUUCCCGGGCCGGUCGUCGUCCACUGCUCGGCUGGCAUCGGUCGCACCGGCACCUUGGUGAAGACUUUGUGCGCUUAACUCAUCAGUCUUUUUAAUCGACUAUUGCUGCGUUUGAGCAUUUCUGAACGCGCUUCUGAUCUCUAACCUCUGAAAAGGGUGUUCGUUCCACCUUGCGGUCUGGAUUUUCCUGAAAAUCGGCCAGAACACCCCUUGAUGUACCAGAUUCUGAAGUUUUAACUUGCGCAACUUCUAUUUUUCGAGAAAGGACACCUUGAAUUUGAAGAAAACCCUCACAAUCCUUUAAAAUAGACUAUUUUUGGACUUUGAGUCCUCAUUUCUCGAAAACUAGGCAGUUCCGCACGUGGAGACUUUUGAGGCCUAGUAUAUCAAAAAAUAUUCUUUUCCGGAAAUAAAUUUAGGGACCUUGUUAGGGACAAAAAGGGCCCACUAUAGGGCAGAAUUUAGGUGGUCCCUAUAGGGUUUUAGGGUCUGUCUGUUUCUUUAAUAAUGAUCAACUAGCAUGCCCUCUAUCAGGGCCACUUUCGCAAGCUUUAGUGAUCCCUAUAGAGGCAGGUAAAGUAGUGCCUUGAGGAGGGGGGGACUACUCAAAAAGUUCUUACCAUUGUUUCUUGUUUGGCUUUUAUAAUUUCAAGAUUCAUACGAAUCUAUUUUCAAAUAAUCAUUCCAGGUGGCCGUAGAAGUCGCACUACAGACGCUUUACAACGGCUAUGAGCUGGACCUGUACAAAUGCUGUUGUUCUAUCCGAAGUUUGUCUCGCAGAACCUGAAAGAAGCGGAAGAAAAAUCUGGAGGGAGACUAGAGAAACGGAGGCUUUUAUUUUCUCUGGCCAGUCUCCCCAGGACCACACGCUUAUCUUUGAAAAAGCGCUUCAAAAAAUUAUUUUCCAGACUACCGUAUGAGCAGCGUCCAGGUGGAUGUGCAAUACCUGGCCAUCGCCGAAAUCGUCGCCGACUUCGGCUUGCGAUCCGGUUUCAUCAGCGACAAUGACCUCAAAGACGUACUGAAAAACUGAAAAAGCUUUUUUUAAAGCUUAUAACUUUAGAAUUACGAACUUUUGAAGCUGAAUAUCGCUUCCUACGUUCAGACCAAGGGUCCCGAAGCGGCUCCUGUCUUGAACAAACCGCUUUUCGAACCGGAACCGGCUCCUCCGGUUAACCUUGAUAGAUUGAGAGUUCUCAUGAGAAGUUUUUAGAAAAACCGAGACAAUGAUGAAAUGCACAUAAAGAAUGAUAAUGAACGCACCGUCGACAAGACUUUCGAAAAGAACACUAAUACCAACGACGACGAGGAGUCUCUGAAGAAGCCCAAGAAGGAGGUUGGGAAUCUAGGAAAAAUAUAUUAGAUUCUUAUGAAGAAUCUAGCGAAAAGACUGCACUCAUAAUUUGAGAAUUUCAUAGGAAAAAAUUAGAAUGUUCUUUAAACUUUUGUUCAUCAAUUGUUUUGUAAAAAGCUUAGGAACUCCAGAGUGGUCCCUAGAGGGGCAAGCUUAGUGACCCUUGAAGGGUUCUAUCUAGGGACCACUUUACCAACCCCUAAAGGGGCCACUGAAGCUUGCAAAAGUGAUCCCUAUAGGGGACAUCCUAAUCGAUGCUUUUAUGUGCUCUAGCGAAAAAGCAUUCAAUGCGAAAAUUUAAAGACGUAAAGGUUUUUCAAUUGAAGUUGAAAGACCCCUAUAGGGAACACUUGAGCUUUAGGGGUUAAAGAGUCGGACCCUAAAACCCUAUAGGAUCCACCUUGAUUUAACUCCUGAGAAGUUUUGAGACUUUUUGGGGUCGACAAAUACAAGUAGAAGAAAAUUUAAUAUCCUUACUCUCCAGGAGAGGAGUUGAACUUGUAACCCUGUGAACUUUCGAAAAGCCUUCCACCAACUGAGCUAUGCUGCUUUUCGGAAAAGACCUCUUUCAGACCAAUAACGCUCCAGCCGCUCAACCCGGAGCCAACCUGGCCCGUCCCACAAAACCAGCGCCGAAUAAUGUUGCACCGCCGCAGGCGCCCCAGCUAAAGGUUCUACCAGAGAUGAGAAAUUAUUAUCCUGAGAUUUCGCCUCAAAACCUUUGAUAUAUGUUCGGAAAAAAUUAUCCGCGCUAAAUUUCAGUUUUGAAAUAUCAUUGUUUCCUUGCAUAAAUGUUGAGACUGAUCCUUUCAGAUUUUUUUUUCCUUGAUACGAAAAUUUGAAAAAGUUGGAUUGAACCGGGAAAGUUAGAUAAAAAGGAUUUGAAUGUAUGGAGCAGUCUUCAUUAUGACAAAUAUAUAUAACGUAACAGAUAAACGGUUUACGAUAUGGUGGUAACUUGAAACGCGAAAUGGAAUUUGAAGCCGUCUACAGUAUCAAAAAAAAAAAGUUUUUUCAGGCUUCAGCCGAUGCGAUAGGUAUUCCGCCUGGUCCAUCUCCGGCUGUCACUCAGUACGUGCAGCUGAACGCCCUCAAGCCCAAGGCGUCGUCUGGACAGAAGCAGCAGCCGUCGGCGACGCCGCCUGGUCCGCCGAAAGCCUGUCCGCCACAGACAAACCAGGUAUUUAGUCUGUCCAGUCUCCGUCCGAACUAGCCUAUCAAAAUUGAUUCAGUCUCCCCCAAAAAAAGUCUUUAGUUUCACCCCCCUUCGAAAUUAGCCUUGGUUGGGUGGGGGAGGGGGAUUUUGAAACUUUCCUAUAUUUUUGAAUGUCAAGUACAAUGACGUCAUCCGGAAACGCUCCGUGGAUGGCUCGCUCUCUUAUUGGCUUAUCGGGCCAUUAGGGGCGGAGCUUGAGCGACGACAAAAUCUUAACAGAUUCUACUCAAGUUCUCAGAUCCUCAUUAGCUCAAACGAACUAGGCCUCUUCCGAAAAUUUGAUGUGACCACUUUAGGGUUUUGACCUUUUAGCGGCCACUAUAGUGGUCGAAGUAGUGGUCACUUUAGUGACUAAAAUUUAUUGGCCUCUCAAGGAGUCUGAGUGGUGGUACUAUACCACAAAAAACUACUAUAAUGGUCCCCAAGACGCAAAACAGUGGCUUCUAUAGAGGUGGUUUAAGUGGCCACUUUAGUGUCUUUUCCAAGUAGCCCUUGAUGAACCCCGUGGCCACUAGAUUAUUUCCGCAGUCUGAUGUUUUUUUUUAAAGUUUAGCUUAUAUCAGAAUCUUAUUUUCAUGGAAUUUAGUAAUUUGUUUCAUGAAAGGAAUGGAAGUUUUUUUAUUUUAAAAAAUUAGAGGAAUUCCAAGGAAGAAUUUUUUUGAAGUCAGAGCAAUCUUAAAUGUAUAAAUAAUGCUGAAAAUGGCUUUUCGUCUCAACCCCUUUUGAAAAAAAAAAUUUUUCACAAGAGUUUUCUCGUCUUUUUAAUCACUAUUUUCUAUGAAAGAACUUGCAGCAGCCAAAAAUCGUCCCGCCGAGGCCCGUACUCCCUCCAUCUCACUGA
Messenger RNA from Caenorhabditis auriculariae, 5630 nucleotides. Lineage: Eukaryota; Metazoa; Nematoda; Chromadorea; Rhabditida; Rhabditidae. The record is from the annotation of a GenBank genome assembly.